Tricharina praecox is the source of this 2631-nucleotide messenger RNA. RefSeq lists its product as uncharacterized. Lineage: Eukaryota; Fungi; Ascomycota; Pezizomycetes; Pezizales; Pyronemataceae. Bases 245 to 2416 code for a protein of 723 amino acids. The transcript has 4 exons. Gene Ontology annotation, biological process: transcription initiation at RNA polymerase II promoter; positive regulation of transcription elongation by RNA polymerase II. Gene Ontology annotation, cellular component: transcription factor TFIIF complex; nucleus. Gene Ontology annotation, molecular function: TFIIF-class transcription factor complex binding; RNA polymerase II general transcription initiation factor activity; DNA binding. The record is from RefSeq and is a predicted model, not a curated record.
GCUAUUCAUACUCGUGUACUUAUGUCAUCGUCGUUCAUUCCUCACUCCUCGCAACCACACCAUUACAACACGCCUUACCCUAAUUCACGACACGGAAUUCGUUCUCAACUUUACAACUACUUCCCACAACCUACAUCGCCCGCCCCUCCUUAAUACCACACACCACACACGACCGCCAACCAUCUCCACCUCGCGUCAACUCUUGGUACACCUUUACACCUAGCAUACACAUCGCACCUUCGCGAUGUCGACGCAAAUCCCCGGCACUGCGCCGCCCGGCGAUCCGUCGAAGCCGUCCCUCGGUCUCAUCAAGCGCCGCGAAGGAGCCGCAAACCCACUCGUCCGCCGAGGGCCGCGCGGGCGCCCAGCACCCGGACUUUCGCGCCCGACGCCUCGCACAUCCGCCACACCUCCCGCCGGCGGCCCUUCGAACGCAGCUUCCACAAGACCCGGUGUUAAGAGCGAACCGGCGCUAGAGCCGGAUUGGCAAGAAUUCAAGCUCACGACGACGAAGCGCGAGAUCUUGGCGGGCUACAGACACCAUGUCAUGCGCCUGCAGAGCAAGCGUCUGGUUAAUCCUAUGAGCCCCGACGAGUUUACGAUGCCGGUGCGACUACAUCGCCGCGAUCCUAAGGCGCCGCUGCAGGGUGGGAAGGAGCAGAGGAUGCAUGAGCAAGCGGCGACGGACAAGGCGAACGAAGGCGAGGAUCCUGCUGCGGCAGAGGAACGCGCGAAGAAGGAGGCGCUGAAGGCAGCUCAGCAGGAGAAGAUUGCGCCAUACGGCGGUGCACAGAAGCAGAAGAAACAGACGUUCAAGAAAAAGACACAGCAGGUGUUCAAGCAGAACGAGGCGGAUAAGAAGUUGCGAUAUGAGGAAUACUUUCCGUGGCAUAUCGAGGACUUCGACAACAAGAAUACGUGGCAAGGACAGCUGGAGAAUCCGCUGAGCGGUGGCACCUUUGCUAUGUUUGUACUUGACGAAGGAGCUUUCAAGAUGGUGCCCAUUGAGAAGUGGUACAAGUUUACCGAGAAGAACAAAUUCCAAACCUUGACCAUCGAGGAAGCCGAGAACAUGAUGAAGAAGUCUAACAAGGCUCCUCGGUGGCUCAUGAAAUUGACCAGAGAAGACGAGAAAAAGCAGGAGAAAGAAGAGAAGGAGAGGAAUUAUAGCGCUUUCAACGGACUGCGCACUCGGAAGGGUGGUAGACUGGACAGUAUCUUGCCUAAGUCUGAGACGGCGGAUGCGGACGACCUUGACUUUGACGACGAUCGUUUUGCUGAUGACGAAGAGGCACCUGUUAUGGAGGGCGAGGAACAGGAAAACAAAGAGAUCGAAAAACGCAUCAAGAAGGAACAGUUGUCUGCCAAUGUCUUCGACACCCGCGAUGAGAAGGAAUACGACGAAGAAGAGAAAGAACGUAAACGGCUUGAACGUUUGCGCAACAAGCAGGGCAAGAAGGUCAGGAAAGCUUUGAUGAAUCGCGAAGGAAAUUACACGUACGAGACGGACUCCGACGGCAAUCCUUAUGCUUCAUCUAGCGAGGACGAGGACGAAGAAGAGCUUGCCCGCAAGGAGGAGGAGCGUAAAAAGGAGGAGGAACGCAAGAAAGAAGAGGAGCGCAAGAAAGAAGAGGAGGGUAAGAAGCCUGAAGGAACUAAAGAACAGGACAUGGACAAGAAGCCGGCGCUUCCUCUUGUCCCGGAGUCCAAGGCCAAAACAUCUCCUGCGAAGAAACAGGCCCAACCUCCAGCCGGCGACAAGCUUCCAGGAUCGAACAAGCGGACCGGCUCGGCGGACCUCUCGGAAUCUGGAAACGAAAAGGCGCGCAAGAAGCCAAAGAAGAACCAGCCGCUUUCAGGUAUCGCCGCGCCAAAAUCAUCUGCUACGGCAUCAGGAUCAGGUCAGGACCAGAAGCUUGUCAAGCUCAAAGUGCCACCCGAAAAGUUUUCUCAGAUCAUAUCGUUAACACCUUCUCCAGUGCAACCAAAGAAGCGCAAAGCUGUGGCCGAAGGUGGAAGUAGGAGCGGUGACGAUACUGCCGGUGAGAUGUCGGAUACGAACGGUGGCAAAAAGCCGCGUAUGAAGCUUGUCGCUGGUCGUUCUCUCUCCCCGAAUGCGGCCAACUCUCGACAAGCUUCACCUGUCCCCGCCGCAGCCAAGUCCCGUGCUGGCUCGCCUAAUGCGCCUGCUGAUGCUGCCCGCCCUGGUAGUCCUGCUGUCCCUGCAGUACCCAUCUCUGAUGCGGAGAUCCUGGCAGUUAUCGGACCCGAGGGAACUACCACUGCGGCCCUUGCUGGACUGUUCAAAUCGAGGUUGGCGGACAAGGACGUCAAAGCUCAGUUUGUUGUCAGUUUGAAGAGGCUGGUUGAGACGAAGGGUCCCACGAAGCUCCUCUUCAAGAGGAAGGGCUUGUAGAUUGGGAAUCCCGCAUGGAUUGUAGAGGUGUGAUUGGUGUUCUUUCUUUUGAGCUCUUUGCAUGAUGGAUUCGCAGGCUUUUGGCAGACAGGCAAUAAGAUAGGAUGACAGGUAGUACAUAAUAUUUGUUGUACGGCUUGCAUGAUUACCUUAGGGACUUUUUUCCGACUAGAUGUUGACAAUGAAACAUACUCCUCGCAGUAAUUAGAGUAGCG